AUGCCGCAGCCAAGAUAUCACACUGUGGUCAGUAUUAAGACGUAUCAACGAAAGUCAGGUCUCCAGCCCGAAUUGUCUCAAAGCUUCUACCAAAAACACCUUCUGGGCAAAGUCAAGGCAAGCAAGUACCAUACUUUUGAAACAAUUUGCGCCCAACAACCUACUCCACACAAACAGAAGAAAUUCAACCCAAAGACUAUGAAGACAGAGCCAAUCAAACCAAACGGCGCCUUCUACCAGCCCGGAGAGACACGUGUUCGACUGGUCAAAUGCACUGAGUGGACUGAGGAACGUGCAAUACCAGCUUUGCAAGCAGCGCAGAUUCUUGAGUAG
This is a messenger RNA of Exophiala oligosperma, 333 nucleotides long. RefSeq lists its product as uncharacterized. Lineage: Eukaryota; Fungi; Ascomycota; Eurotiomycetes; Chaetothyriales; Herpotrichiellaceae. The transcript has 2 exons. Bases 1 to 333 code for a protein of 110 amino acids. The record is from RefSeq and is a predicted model, not a curated record.